This is a messenger RNA of Sphaerulina musiva SO2202, 936 nucleotides long. RefSeq lists its product as uncharacterized. The transcript has a single exon. NCBI's taxonomy places the organism in Eukaryota, Fungi, Ascomycota, Dothideomycetes, Mycosphaerellales, Mycosphaerellaceae. Bases 1 to 936 code for a protein of 311 amino acids. The record is from RefSeq and is a predicted model, not a curated record.
AUGGGCUUCUUCAAACCCACCCUCAACUCAAAACACGACCACCUAUCGCUGAUAGUCCUUGGCGCCGGCGCCUUUGCUCUCGGCCUUACCAUCUGUCGACUAUGGAUGAACCGACCUGACUUUGAACAACACAAAGCGCCAUCCAACUCUGAAAAUCCUCCACACGAAGACGAGCAUGACAAUGACCACGAGGACGACCACGAACGCCUGAGACUUUCCAGCGCCCCUCUGACUCCUAUCCGUGGCCGCGAAUACAGUCUCCUCGACGACUUUCCAUUGCCACCAUCAUCAUCAACGAUUGACGAGCUCGCAAAGCCUGCUUCUUUGAAUGGACAUUCUUCUCACCUUCUCCAGCAGGAAGAACAACAACAGGAAUACCAACAACAAACCCCUUCAUCAACCUCCCAAUCGACAAUCCCAUCCCCUACUUCCCCUUUUACUCCCCCUUCUCAUUCUCCCAGUUCCUCGGCAGAAGAAGAACAACAAAAACAAGAACAAAAUCAAAAUCAAAAUCAAAAUCCACAACAAACCCAACAAGAAAAAUUCAACUGGACCAAUUUUUCCCAAAACGAAAAUCUUCUCCCGACUCCUCCUCCCCCCUUUUCUUCUUCUUCUUCUUCUUCUUCCUCUCCUCACUUUUCUCCCUCUCCCUCUUCCCCCUCUUCUUCUUCUUCUUCUUCUUCUCCCCCCUCUCCAAAAAGAAAACAAACCCAUCAAACCCAUCAAAACCCCUCCUCCUCCCCAAACUUCUUCUCAGGAACUUCCGCCUGGCCGCGAGAAUUACCACGAAGGAUGAUAGUUCCUCCUGAACUCACCACAACCACAGCCACCAAUGAGCAGCCGUUUAUUUUUCGGGGGAUGGCUUCUUCGUUGUCAUCAUUGUUGCAAGAGGAAAAGGAGGGGAGUUGUGGAGGUAGUGGUGGAGAGAAGGAUUAA